GUCGUGACGUCACCGCGCGUUCGGGUGCGUUGCGCUGCGCCGCGCGCGCGGCCCGGGGUUUUUACCGCAAUGCAUCAGUGCGAGCGUCACCCAGAACCGCGCAGAAUGGCGAUAAACACCGACAGAUCUCCGUUUACCGAUCGCACGCGCCAGUCUGAUGCCUGAGGAGUCUACCGCGGAGGCAAGUUACAGUCUGCUUGAUGCGCUGCGUAUGAAAAUAUUAAUAUGAAUGUGAAUGCGAAGCGCGCUUUGUUUAGAUGUUAAUUCAUGUCAAAGAUGCUCAGAUGAUCUAAACACAGCUGCUGUUGAUCUCAGGUCAUUGAUUUGAUUUUAAAGAGUCAGUAGCAGUAAGGCGGAGAGUCGGGGCCCUUGGCUGAUUCAGGAGCCGCUGGCCUGGUUUAGUACACUAAACAUCUUUCUGAAGCAGAACCCCUCAGAUGCUGCUGGUCUAGUCGUCUGGCUCGGUCACAUGACUCUUCUGAAGGUCUCCUGAGCGGGACAUGAAGAUCCAGCACUAGAGAAGAGACAGAGAGAGAGAGAGAGAGAGUGUGUGUGUGUGUGUGUGUGUGUUUAACUGCUGCUGCGAUGAUGAUGAAGAUGAAGAUGGACCUGGAUAUGAGACGUCUGCUGCUCCUGUGUGUGUUCUGCGCGCUCUCCGUGUCUCUGUGCAGCGGCGCCUGUGCCGAGGUGGAUUCGGACACGGAGGCCGUGGCGGGAGGGCAGUUCAAGCUGGGAUGCAUCUCCUGUAAGAUGCGAGGAGAGGUGGAGGCCACGGCCAUCGUCGACUGGAUGUUCAGGGCGCGAGGAGAAGCCGACUUCAUGCACAUUUAUAGCUACGACGGCGAGUCGGCUCGGAUCAUCGACGAGCGCUUUCAGGAUCGCAUGGUGUGGCACGGCAGCAAGAACACCUUUGACCUUCAGGACGCGUCUGUGGACCUCCUCAACGUCACCUUCAACGACUCCGGCACCUACCGCUGCGUCUUCAACCGCGUGCUCAGCUACGAGCACUACGAGUUCUCCACCGUCGUCGAUAAAUUGGUGCACCUCACCGUGGUGGCCAAAGCCACGCGCGGCACGGCGUCCAUCGUGUCGGAGGUCAUGAUGUACGUGUCCAUCAUCGGCCUGCAGCUCUGGCUCCUGGUGGAGAUGAUCUACUGCUACAGGAAGAUCGCCGCGGCCGGAGAGGAAGCGCUCAGAGCCAGCGCUGCGGAGUAUCUGGCGAUCGCGUCCGAGAGCAAAGACAACUGCGCCGGCGUGCAGGUAGCAGAAUGAGUUAACUAGCACAGGUUUCUCCGGGACGCCCUUCCUUCUGAACUGCUGUCACUGUCUCUGUUUUUAUAAGCGUUUCUUACCUCUUCCUCCGCAUGACCUUUAUAUGCUAUGCAUGGAUAAAACCCUCACAAUCCACGGCAAUACUCCGAUAGAGACGCAAUACACUGAUUUUGCACUAGAGAUCAGUAAAGAGCAAGCAGUCUUUGUUGAUCUUGCCGCACAUCGAGGCCAUGUCUAUGUCUAUAUAUACAUAUAUCUAUACUACACAUACUAUAAGACCAUCUGAGAGCCAAACGCCAUGCAAUGCUACGGUUGCAUGAGCCGAACGUAAAUGCGAACGCAGUUUCUAUACAUUUCUACACCGAGAGGAAACUCAUCGAUCGCUCGAGCUCGAGAGAGUUCCUGACUCGUAGUUGUUGUAUAAUCCAAGUGCAAUAUGAGAAUCAAACUCUAGCUCUUGAAUGUAGCAAGCACUCGCUGAACGUGUGAAAUGCAUUGUGGGUAAGCGCAUUAAGACACCCGAUCGCUCGUCCCGUCCCGUUGUGUGCCGUUUUAAUGCAUGCCCACACUGCAGACGAUCAAUGCCAGGAUCCUACUCGCCCUCUCUGUCCGAUGCGCCUGAUCUAAUGUGAGCAUCUGUGGGAAACGCAGAAGUGAAUGCUGGGAAACGCAGGGCUGGUGGGCGGGAGUGCGGAGAGAGAGAGAGAGAAAUGUGCAAAUUAAAUGAGCUCAAAUGAA
Molecule: messenger RNA, 2010 nt
Organism: Onychostoma macrolepis
Lineage: Eukaryota; Metazoa; Chordata; Actinopteri; Cypriniformes; Cyprinidae
Gene: scn1bb
Product: sodium channel, voltage-gated, type I, beta b
Exons: 6
Coding region: 586-1272 (228 amino acids)
Biological process (GO): regulation of heart rate by cardiac conduction; sodium ion transport; cardiac muscle cell action potential involved in contraction
Cellular component (GO): voltage-gated sodium channel complex
Molecular function (GO): sodium channel regulator activity
Source: RefSeq, a predicted model, not a curated record